Geosmithia morbida is the source of this 414-nucleotide messenger RNA. Its product is annotated as histone H2B. The record is from RefSeq and is a predicted model, not a curated record. The transcript is spliced from 3 exons. Bases 1 to 414 code for a protein of 137 amino acids. Gene Ontology annotation, cellular component: nucleosome. Gene Ontology annotation, molecular function: structural constituent of chromatin; DNA binding; protein heterodimerization activity. NCBI's taxonomy places the organism in Eukaryota, Fungi, Ascomycota, Sordariomycetes, Hypocreales, Bionectriaceae. Gene Ontology annotation, biological process: nucleosome assembly.
AUGCCUCCCAAGGCCGCCGACAAGAAGCCCGCCUCCAAGGCCCCCGCCACUGCCUCCAAGGCUCCCGAGAAGAAGGAUGCUGGCAAGAAGACGGCUGCUUCUGGUGACAAGAAGAAGCGCACCAAGACUCGCAAGGAGACUUACUCCUCCUACAUCUACAAAGUCCUCAAGCAGGUCCACCCCGAUACUGGUAUCUCCAACCGUGCCAUGUCCAUCCUGAACUCCUUCGUCAACGAUAUCUUCGAGCGCGUCGCCACCGAGGCCUCCAAGCUUGCCGCCUAUAACAAGAAGUCCACUAUCUCUUCCCGCGAAAUCCAGACCUCCGUCCGCCUGAUCCUGCCCGGUGAGCUGGCUAAGCACGCUGUUUCUGAGGGAACCAAGGCCGUCACCAAGUACUCUUCCUCUACGAAAUAA